AUGUUCUCCCUCAGCCAAGGGGACCAUGGCUUCAUCUGGAGGAUGGUGCUUGAGGAGUUGUCAUUUUGAUCAUUUCCAUUGGCUGAGCUGAUGGACUUCAACACUUGGGGGCACACUGCAAAUGGGACAGGUGUGGAAGAAUUCGAUCUUCUUGGCUUCCCAGGCAUGUGGAAUUCUCGGGUCUCCCUUGUGGUGGUAUUUGCACUGAUGUACUCCUUGACAGUAAUAAGCAACACAUGCAUCCUAGCCCUGCGGUGGAUGAACAGCAACCUAUGUACCCCAAUGUACUUCUUCCUCUGUAAUCUCUCCUUUCUGGAGAACUGGUACACUACAGGUGUUGUUCCCAAAGCCAUACGAGUCAUGCUGGGGACUAGCCAGAACACCGCCUUCAGUGUCUGCAUCCUCCAGUCAUUCUUUCUUCUCUCCCUAGGCUCCACUGAAUGUUUUCUCCUGUCUGUCAUGGCCUAUGACUGCUACUUAGCCAUAUGCUACCCCUUGAGAUACAGCUCCCUCAUGAACAGUGUCCUCUCUGCUCGGCUAGCGCUCAGCUCCUGGCUGGGAGGCAUUCUGGCCAUCUUGCUGCUGGCCUUUCUGACAUCCAGGAUGAUGUUCUGUGAGCCAGAUGCCAUCAGUCAUUUCCACUGUGAUAUAGAUUCCUGCCUUGCCCUCUCCUGCAGUGACACGUGGCCCGUGGAGCUAAUGACCUUCCUUGUCUCCAUAAUUGUUGUGGCCUCCUGUGUGGUCACGCUGGUCGCCUAUGUGUACAUCACCUCUUCCAUGCUGAGAAUCCAGUCAGCCCAUGGCCAGAAAAAGGACUUUUUCAUUUACUCUGCCUGUCUUGGUGUCGUCACAAUCUGGUAUGACUCCACCAUGAUCCUGUAUGUCAAGCCAUCAGCCGAGAACCCCCCGGAUCUGAACAAAUUUGUGAUUACUUUUCAUACAGUUGUAAGUCCUUUGUUGAACCCCUUCAUUUACACACGCAGGAACAAAGAAGUGAGGCAAGCUCUGGGGUGGGCUUUCCAGAAAAAGUGA
Messenger RNA from Harpia harpyja (harpy eagle), 1032 nucleotides. RefSeq names its product olfactory receptor 6F1-like. The record is from RefSeq and is a predicted model, not a curated record. The transcript has 2 exons. Gene Ontology annotation, cellular component: membrane. Gene Ontology annotation, biological process: G protein-coupled receptor signaling pathway. NCBI's taxonomy places the organism in Eukaryota, Metazoa, Chordata, Aves, Accipitriformes, Accipitridae. Gene Ontology annotation, molecular function: olfactory receptor activity.